AUGAGCUCGAAACUUUCCAACGUGACGCCUUGUCAAUCUUUGCUGGCUGGCGCUACCGCAGGAGGAGUGGAAUCAUUAGUCACAUAUCCCACAGAAUUUGUAAAGACGCGACAGCAACUUCUCAGUGGACAUGCGAGAUCCCAAUCGCCAAUCCAAACCCUUACCUCCACCAUUCGAAAUCACGGCAUCGGUCGGCUAUACACAGGAGGUGCGGCGUUCUGCAUCUCCAAUGCAUCCAAAUCCGGUGUUCGUUUUCUCACCUUCAAUUUCGCACGCGACUACAUGCCAAGGGAUGUCUCAGGAAACACGACCGUGAGCGGCAACAUGUUGGCAGGUAUAUGCGCAGGUGUGGCCGAGAGUGUGUUGGUCUUGACACCAGGAGAAAAUUUGAAGACGCGGUUGAUAGAAGACCGUGCGGGGGCGCAUACGUAUCGAUCAUCGACGCAAGCUAUCCAUGAUAUACUGAGAAACGAAGGUCCCUUGAACUUUUACAGGGGAGUCUGGCCAGUAACGUUGAAGCAAUCGAGCAAUGCCAUGGUGCGCUUUACUAGCUACAACUGCUUGUCAGCUUCUUUGCAGGAUAUCGUUGGCGGCCCGACCAGCGCUGUUGCUGGCGCAUUGGCCGGUGUUAUCACCGUAUACUGCACCAUGCCAUUCGACAAUCUGAAAACGCAGUUACAGAGCCGCCAGGGUUAUGGCAUGUAUACAGGCUCAUGGGACUGUGCUAGAAAACUUGUGCAGCGUGGUGGUGUGUUAACGUUAUGGAGAGGAACGACGCCGCGCCUCGUUCGACUUAGUGUAAGUAGCUGAAGCCGCAUUCAUGAGGUUGAUACCAGACUGACAGCAAACGUAGGUCUCGGGAGCGAUU
This is a messenger RNA of Macroventuria anomochaeta, 868 nucleotides long. Its product is annotated as mitochondrial carrier. Gene Ontology annotation, biological process: mitochondrial citrate transmembrane transport. The transcript has 2 exons. The record is from RefSeq and is a predicted model, not a curated record. The coding region runs from base 1 to 810 and encodes 269 amino acids. NCBI's taxonomy places the organism in Eukaryota, Fungi, Ascomycota, Dothideomycetes, Pleosporales, Didymellaceae.